ACGAAUUUCGAGAUACACAGAACAGUUGCUUUUCUUCUCACGAACUAAAUGAUAAGAUUUCAAGCUGCAGAUUUUGUUAAAUCCAGGAUAUGUUGGCAGAAAGCAAGGAUUCUCUUCUGUUCAAAGCAUAACUUCUCGUACAUGUCCUUGGCAUAAAUUCACUUCAAGAUAAUACACCAUGACUACUGCCAUAAUUCCAGUACUUGCUGCCAUGUACUUGGGAAGUACUUUUAAUCUGGUAAAAUAUCAGAAAGGCAAUGCAGACGUCUUCGAUCAGAGUACUUUGGAAGGAAAUUUACAGGUAAUAGACAGGAGUUUCACGCGAUCUCAGUACAAAUUAGUUGAAACUUCCACUCAAGCAAGAGAAUUCUUGGACGUCAGCGGUGCUCUUUCGUUGAGAAUUAAAAAAGGAGAUAUAUCUGUUGAUGGUACGGGUGCAUACUUAAAAGACAUAGCGGAUCGACAAAAAUUCGUUGAACUUCUCGUUAGAGUUCAACAUGAAACGGUGACGGAGACUAUUCCUUCUCAUUUGAAACCGAAACUGGAUUGGAUGUCAAUGCCUCCUGAAAGCGUAGGCACACAUUACGUGAGAAGUAUCACCUAUGGUGGUGAACUGAUUGCUUCUCUCAGACUCAAAGCAAACAACAAAGAAGAAAGAGAAAUGAUUAAAGCAGCCGUCAGCGCUAAUCUGCAGCUAACUGGAACAUUUGAUCUUAAUGCUAAUGGAAGCUUUGACAAACUGAGAAAAGAUCUGGCUGGCAUGUACAACGAAGAGAUUAAAGUCAUGGCAACGAAGAGCCCAUCAAGCCCUCCUCAGACUGUCGAAGAAUUAAUGAAACUGGUAGAAGAUUAUCCCAAGGAAAUAAAAACGAUAAAUAAAGGCAAAGGCAAAGCUCUCAAAGCUGAAUUGUAUCCCCUCUCUUCUCUGAAAUCAGACUUUCCUAAUUACCUACCGAACAGUGCCAUUAACGCUCUUUUGAAUGAUGUGGAGACAAAAUAUGACGAUAUACGAAUAGUAAUGCAUGAAAUAAUUCCGUGGAAUAAUAACAGAUUGGAUUCUACCGAAGAAGAAGAUGAGAUGGUGGAAGCACUCUAUGCUGCUGUAUCACAAGCCCAAGCUGCUUUUCACAAGGCUAUCAAUGAAUUAGAUGUGUCUAUCAAGGGAAAAGUCGACCAAUUUGAAGAAGCUUUUAAAGCAUAUGGAACAGGCAAAGAGAAUGUUCCAAACAGGUUUCAGAGAUGGUUCUGGAGACUCAGGCAUAAAAUU
Messenger RNA from Stegodyphus dumicola, 1267 nucleotides. RefSeq lists its product as uncharacterized. Lineage: Eukaryota; Metazoa; Arthropoda; Arachnida; Araneae; Eresidae. The record is from RefSeq and is a predicted model, not a curated record.